AUGGCUCAUUAUGUAAUAAGAGAGCUGCUCAGAUUGUUCAGAAGUGCUGUUUCUAAACGCUUAAAAUCUGGAGUCAACAAAGACAAAUGUUUAAUAGCUCAAGAGAUGCUGCAUCCGGAAUGUGCACAGCGUGCGGAUGGCCCGGCAAAGGUGCCGUGUCAUUUCUUAGCUGAGAGCUGUCGUGCGAAAUCGAAUUGCCGGUCUCGACUUGAAGCUUUUGAGCAAACAUGUUCAGUGGACCAAACGACCAACAGAUGUGCGGGAUCACCGUCCACGUGUCGUGAGUCCAUUCUUGGCAUACUGGGGACGAUGUUAAGGACUAACUGCGCUUGUAAAGAUACAUCUCCUUCUAAGUUCUAUGACUGCAUGGGAUGGCAACGAGUGUUUUGGUUCAAUUCGUGUGUGGUGGAAGCACAAAGRGAUUUCCAUAUGACCAAGAUAAAGAACUCGGUGAAAUUAUUAUCGCGUCACUUCAACACAACUACUGCAGUGGCGGUCGAUCAUUACGAUCAGACUACGGCGAUUGCGGUCAGACCACGACUGUCAUCAGCAGUCCCGUCAACCGAAGCCAUAGACGUUCCGACUACGACCACGGUCAGGGUACUAAUAGCUGGAAAAAAAUUUUGGCCUGAUACCACAACUGUUGCGGUCACCACGCCCAAAGCUACCACGACUUCGGUGGCGACCACUGCCGUCACAACUUCCAUCAGCACGGUUUCAACGACUGCAUCCACUACCCUUUCACUAGCCUCUCAAAUUCCUUUGCGAGGAUGCAGUUUGCAGAGAUCGCCACACUACAAUAAACAAUUCAUGUCUGAAGGAGACGUAAUCAGGCUUCACAGUUUAGAGGACAAUUCAUGCUCAGAGGUGUGUCAUUGUAAGCCCGGUGAAAGUCUGACUUGUCAGACCAUUUGUGUGGAAGUCGAGCCGUGUGAAACAGAAAUUGCGUACUAUCAUCACGAGUCACCAGCGUACAUAGCGUUUCGCGGACGGUGCCUUUGCUAUGUUGGACGAUUUAUUUGCAUGCGGCCAAAAAUGGGUACGUAUACGCUUGUACCAGGCGUAUUUUUGUUCUUGGGGUACAGUGAAAAGGACGAACAGCUGUUGAAGAGUUUGGAUAUUAUGAACUUUGAGAUUAAAGACAUCGUUUACACCAUACAGAAGUUCAUACAAGAGCACAUGGUGUUUAAUACUACAUGUAAAUUGCAAUUGCACAGCAUUUCAUUCGAGAAUAUGAUCAUAAUGGGAAAAGCAUCUCAGAAACUUACCACUGGAGGUUAUCUCAAAAACGAUGCCACAGAUAUCCGCUCUUCCGUUCUCCAAGAUAAUAUGGCGUGUUUUGAUAUCUUGAAGAACUUCUCGUUUAUGGUCACCACGCAGGCCAUGCAAGUGAAAACAAACAUGCUGCUGUCCGUGUUGAAAAUUGCCGAGGUCGACAUACUACUUCCGGUCUCCAACUCGAGGAGCGCGAACUUGUCGCCUACUACGUGCACAGGGACGUUGUUACUGGUAAUUAUCGCGGUAGCGGUCCUUUUCUAGAGCCGAAGACUUACGGCGCCGCUCGAACGUUACGAUGAUAUUAUAUUAUUAUUUUUAUCGUCGUCGUACGUCAUUAUAUACAGAGCGUCUCGUCAAGUUAACUUUUCCCUUGUAAAUUUAUUGUUAAUUUUAAUUUUAAUUUUUUGUGAAUGAUAGUCCGACCGCAUAUUAUGUAUAACACCGGUCAUACAGUUAUUCUGUGCGGCUGGCCGGUAAACGAUGAUGGUAUUAUUGAUGGUAUGUAAGUUUGAUACGGUGUAAAUCCAAUACGAUUUGAUCCGUACACAAUGUGUAAAAUUUAUAAUAAUAUGUGUUAUUUCGACUUACGGCCAAUGUCAUUGUAUAAAAAGAUGAUAAUAACAUCUUUUUUUGUUUCUGCGCUACCGUAAUAAUAAUCUAUUAUUAAUAUAAAUAUUAUAUUAAUGUCUUGAUAGUCCCGGGACGCAGCCGCCGCUUUACGGAUUGCCUCUAACUGUGCCCAUCUCCCUUAUCGAUUAGCGACAUACGUAAAACAUUAUCUAUUAUUUCAAGGCUAUUUUUGAAUCGCUCAAAUAUUUAAAUUACCACGUUAUUUCAUAUUAAACAUUAGGUAUUUUGUUAUUUAUAAUAAUAUGAUAGUUUAGCAUUAUGAUAUAACACACUAAGGGUAUUUAAGAGAGUGUUUCUUAAGUGUUAUCACUUAAAGAGAUGGUAAUAAUCAGUGUUUUCACACGUUAYUGCUUAAACCCUUUUAAAGGGCGACACUAAAGUAUGCGAUACAUGUGUAAUUUUCUAGACUUAUACUAUUUUAAAAAGCAAGUCUUUAUGUACAAMAAAUUAAUGAUGAUCARGCAUGGCGUAUGCAAAAUUAYAAUAAUUGCAGCUAUUGAAAUCACGGUGUCUAGAUGUUGGAUGAAAAAACACUAAAUUUGUUCCUUUCAGAAUAACACGAAAAUGAWAAAAUUGUUAUUAUUAUUAUUAUAGUUCAAACRGCCGUAGAAACUUAAAUUACCCUGAGGCUUAUAAUACGGCAAGCUGUUUCAUGGAAACUCAGCAAUUUUGAAAUAUUCAUUUAGAACCACAAACAUUGUAUUCAAUCAACGGUUAGUUAGGGUAAUAGGGUCACAAUCGACAAUUUCAUGAGACGUAGAAAAUCAAAAUCCAGACGUUUUCCGAAAAUGCAACAAUAUUAAUACUAACGUUAAUUAUUUCUGCCAGUCUCUAUUUGAUUAUUUUUCUGAGAAAAKGCAGGUUUAUCCGUGACAUUUCUGACCCCCUGAAUAGUUAUAAAGUUAGUCAAACUCCUAUAAUUUGAAAAACUGAACACUAAUAUUUUUCUGUUGGGUUACAA
Messenger RNA from Diuraphis noxia (Russian wheat aphid), 2869 nucleotides. It is a transcript of the gene Gfrl, whose product is annotated as Glial cell line-derived neurotrophic family receptor-like. Gene Ontology annotation, biological process: nervous system development. Gene Ontology annotation, cellular component: external side of plasma membrane; signaling receptor complex. The record is from RefSeq and is a predicted model, not a curated record. NCBI's taxonomy places the organism in Eukaryota, Metazoa, Arthropoda, Insecta, Hemiptera, Aphididae. Gene Ontology annotation, molecular function: signaling receptor activity.